Patella vulgata (common limpet) is the source of this 1556-nucleotide messenger RNA. Its product is annotated as acetylcholine receptor subunit delta. The record is from RefSeq and is a predicted model, not a curated record. The transcript has a single exon. Gene Ontology annotation, biological process: chemical synaptic transmission; signal transduction; regulation of membrane potential. The coding region runs from base 244 to 1470 and encodes 408 amino acids. Gene Ontology annotation, molecular function: neurotransmitter receptor activity; transmembrane signaling receptor activity; extracellular ligand-gated monoatomic ion channel activity. Gene Ontology annotation, cellular component: neuron projection; synapse; membrane. NCBI's taxonomy places the organism in Eukaryota, Metazoa, Mollusca, Gastropoda, Patellidae.
AGGUGGCUUUUAAAUUGAUUCCGGAGACAACGAAGGACUGAUGCCGUAAUCGUGAAACUGUAAAGCUGGUUUUAUAUAUCCAAUAUAAACAGUAUUAAAUUUCAGAGGGCAAUAACUUUUUUUAAGAAUUAGGGACGUUUAUACCAGUCUAAAGAAAGGCACGGAUCUAGCUGGUGACGGCCAGUCUUUGGAGGCUGGCGUCCAACAAUAUAUGCCUUUGAUCUUUUUUUAAAAGGAAACAACAUGAAGAUACACGAUUUUCAGGUCAUUUAUUGGAUAGUUGGUACGGUGAUAUCAAGCGUCGAUUCCGCCACUAAAGACGAUCGUUAUAAAUUAUAUACUGAAAUAUUUCGUGACAGUGUAUACAAUCCACAUCUCCGACCCGUUGAAAGCGAUACAGAUGCUUUAGAGGUAUCGGUAGUCUUCUCCUUGGUUUCUAUCAGCGAGGUUAAGGAAAAAGAUCAAACACUGGUGGCAUUUGGUUACAUGGGUCUUAAAUGGACGGACACUUUCCUGGCAUGGGAUUCAGGUAGAUUUAAUGGAUUGGAAGACAUGGUUGUACCACAGUUCAAAAUCUGGAGACCUGAUGUGGUAAUUGGAAAUAUGGUGGAGAAGACCAAGGAGUUAGGAUUUGAUGGCAUGCCAAUUCGACUCACCAGAACCGGCGAUGUUUAUUGGUUCCCAAAUAUUCUAUUCCAAACAGCAUGUGAUAUAAACAUUAAAUAUUAUCCGUUCGACACUCAAGUUUGCACAAUUGAGUUGAAUCCCCUAGUAUCAAGUUUCGAUGAAAUAAAGCUGCGCCUUGAAGCUGGUCAAAACGCAUUAGACGAGUAUGGGCCAAAUGGACAAUGGGAGCUUGUAAAUCUUUCUAUGAAAGAAACGAAAGAUCAGUUCAAAUCUAUAUUGAAAUUUGAACUGACUUUAAAACGUCGUAGGUCGUUCUACAUCAUGAACAUCAUUUUGCCGGUUAUUUUUUUGUCAUUCAUGGGAAACUUAGUAUUUGCGUUGCCGGCAGAAUCUGGUGAGAAGAUGUCCUUAACUAUCACCAUUCUUUUGGCUUACGUCGUUUAUCUGACCAUCAUUAGUGAGAACAUGCCUCAAACAUCGAUUCACAUUUCAUUGCUUGCGGUUUACCUGACAAUUCUUGUGGCACUUAGUGCUAUAUCUGUAAUCAUCACAACAUUAGUGUUGCGACUUCAUCACAAAGAUGAUUCAAUCCCUGUUUCCAAAGGAAUUGGCAAUGUAACCAAUUUUUUUCUGUGUCGCCGUCGCUGUUCUUCGAAAAUGGUUAACGUCCAUAACACAGUGGUAACUCCAGUCAGCACCGAAAACGUUGAAAAUACUCAAGAUUCCGUUCAUAUUGUGACUUGGAAAGAUGUCGCCAGGUUGUUGGAUGCUUUUUUCUUCUGGUUGUAUCUAGUAGUAACAUGUUUAUCAACAGCUGUUCUUUUGGUGCUCAUGCUUACAUAGAGACAUGUAGAGAAGAAUGUUAUGUCGGUUUGUUCCUCCAUUUAAUCUAUAGUUGAUGCUCUACAUAUUCAUAUUUAAUCUAUAGU